Ceutorhynchus assimilis (cabbage seed weevil) is the source of this 223-nucleotide messenger RNA. The record is from the annotation of a GenBank genome assembly. Lineage: Eukaryota; Metazoa; Arthropoda; Insecta; Coleoptera; Curculionidae.
GGCAGGUCAAGAACACGAAUUUAAAGUAAAGAUGACUUGCGAAGGCUGUUCUGGGGCUGUUGAAAGAGUUCUAAAUAAAAAUAAAGAUAAGAUAGAAACAUUCAGCAUAAACCUAAAAGAUCAACGCGUUAAAGUAAAGUCAGCUUUGUCUGCUGAUGAAGUGCUCGAGAUGAUAAAGAAAACAGGUAAAGAUACUGAACAUGUCUCCACUACAUUAUGUUGA